UUUCACACAGCUAAUCUUAUGUUGAUGGGCGGAGGAGCCUAUAUUAAUAGUACUGCGCUUCCCGUGGGUUGUUGUGCACGAGAACACGUGAGGUGAGGAGGACGACGACAAAGCAGCUCCCAGCCAUGCCUCCAGUUCCUCAAACGCUUGCCCAGUUCCAGGCGCUUGACAAUGAGGACAAACGCAAAGUGAAAGGUGAUUUACUAACAAAAUACAAUGGUGAAUUUUGCAAUACUCUUUCGCCGGAUAUUGUAAACUAUCUUAACAUGGAUCCUUCUCAUGUGGAAUUAGUGCAGAAUGCCGCAAAACAAGACAAUGACUUCAAAGCAGUUUCUCUGAUGCUUCGAAAAUUGACACGAACAGACAAGCCCUGGUGGAAGACCUUUGAAAAAGCGCUGCAGCAUAAAGGAUAUGAAGAACUUUAUCUUUUGCUCAAUCCCUGGGAGAUACAGUGUAAUAACACCGCCGCUUCGCCCAGCCGCGCGGCUUAUACGCGGCGACAUACUGGUGUGGCAAUGUCGACGAACACCGUGCGGCCUUACUCAAGCGCCACUCACCUGGACAGCACGAGAGGGAUCGCGCCUCACCUGGAGCAGCUCGACGACUGGCGGAGUCUGGCGGACGCCGUGGGGUUCGGUCUAGGAAAGCAACGUAUGUUGCAGAACGCAGCAGAGUCCGGCAAAGGAAGAUCCACUACCUUCUUCCUCGAUGCACUAUGCGAAACUUUUGGACCUGAAGCUACAGUCGGCAAACUGACCAGUGCCCUUCUAAGUCUUGGCGUGGAAGGGCAGACGAUUGUCAGCAAGAUGGAGCGGUCAGGGCUGAUAGAGACUGUGGACAGGCCUUCAGAUGGAAGCGGAGCUGGGGGUGCAAUCAGUGACGAGGAGGGAUGCUGCGGCGGCACGAGCACAGGCACGGCUUCGGCUCCUCUGUCGUGCAUGCUUCGUUCUUCCCAGCGUGGAGCUUCGUACAACUCUGAUUUGUCUGCUGCUGAUGGAGAGCGAUUACCUAGAAAUGUAUUUGCCGAACCCCCCAAAGUAGCGCAAACACAAGAAACGCCCACCAGCGAGCCUACUGAAUGCUCAGACACAACAGCAACAAUGGCCUCUGACGGGGCUCUUAGGAUGUCAUCUGCGGUAAGAAAUAACUCAGAAGACCCAGAAGAAUUCGAGUCUAUCACAGACAACGCUGCGGCAAAGCCAGACGCUGAAUCUGUCUAUAACAACAUUCCUGAGGAAAAAGUUAACAACUUGGAGAAAGUUGAGUUGGCUAAAGAUAUCCAGAACGAUAAACCGGUCCCUUCUGACAAUAUAGUGAUUCACCUUUCUCGCCCCACACCGGCGAUUUACAAAAAAUCACAGAAACUGAGCUCUGGUCUCGCUACAGCUGUUGCUGAUCAAGAAGAGCAGUUAAUAAAAGCCAAUUCCAAACUUCGUAUCAGCCAGAGUGAGAAAGGAAGAGACGACGUGUCUUCAUGCGAAACCAACGAGUUAACACCUUGCGAGCUGCCUUCAGAAGACUGCGGCCAAGAUGGUCCACAUUCUGAACCCGAGCGAGACGAGUGCGCCAGUGGCUUUGGUGAAGAGGAUAAUCAUCGGCACUCUUGUGGCGAUGGCCAGCAUCUGAGGGCUUCAGUUGCCGACACCCUGCACUGUACAGAGCCAUGUAAAGAGCUAGAGCCAGCUUCAUUCUGUUCCCGCUGCUCCGCUAACGACAUCGCUGAAAACAAAGGGCAGAGGACCGGGGCUGAGAAAGAAACUCUUGUUGUCAUUCAGAUUGGAGAGAACAAUUCAUUCCAAAAUGACUGCAAAAAAACAAGGAGUCGUAAAACAAUUUUCGUGCGAGAAGGUGGAACCUGUAACGUAGAAAACGAAGACAACGCUGCAUCGAAUGACGAGAGGGAACCGGAAACCAUCUCAUCGCCUGGUUCAUUCUUACAACGUGAGGACAGCUUUCCUCUGACCUCAGCACUAGACAACGAGGAAAAAAGAACCUCGCCAGCGCCUCAGUCCACUCUCGACUUGUCGGACCAGCCCGGGCCCUGGGAGAAGGAAAAACACGAAACGUGUUUAAAGCAAGUGUUGCUGGGAAGCAGCGACAGGAAAUCGCCGAAACUACCAGCAGCUGCCGCGCAGCGACCCGAGAGGGUGUUCCGGAGCAAAGCGGUACCUGUAUGUAUGAAGGCCAGGCGAGGUCGUUAGAAGAUCCAGAACUCAUGCCAAAGGAGGCAGCGGAUGGGCACAAACCUGGAUCUGUGUCUGCUGUACCUCUUGCUGCUGCAGGGAACGAGGAACUGAACUCUGAGACUCAGGCGGGUAGCGCAGAGCCACAAACCAAUGUGAACAUGGAGGCGGGUCAGAUGCAAGACAUACGCCCAGGACACCCGGAAGAGAGACGCAGUAUGUUCCAGUGGUUUCAGAGGCAGGUCUUAAAUUUGAUGGACACAUUGGGAGAGCUGGAGUGAAGGGCUGUAUGUUGUAUUAGUAAUAAUAGUCUUUUAAGACUUUAGUUGUCUCGCUGCUAUGGCAACGGUCCAUUAGCACGAACAUAAAACCCUCUUACUGGCCUUAUAGUGGUGUUUAGUGCUGUUAAGUUUAGACUCAUACACAUCUGGUCUCCACCAAAGAAAAUCAUGAUUUGAGAUAAACUAAAUGACAGUUCAGUGUUCCAUUCCCCUGUGAGCAGCUUUGAGCUUAACUUUUAUAUUUCAUUCUUGGUAUUUUGAUUAGAUCUCAGAAAAGUGUUUGCUGUGGUUUGACUUUCAUGUAACAAAGGUGAUAUUCUUCGCUUGACAUACAUAAGCAGAGAAUGGCAGAGACAAAAAGAAAGAGAAAGACGGACUGAAAAAGUUUCAGAUUUCCAGUCCGUGAUGAAUGGAGGGAAAAAGGUGGUGACAUGGACAACAUGUUGAUUGACCCUCAGGCUGUUGUUAUAUAAUGGAAUAACUCGUGGAAAUCACUUAGAACAAUAUACUUUUUCUUUCUUCAUUCACUAUGGUUUUUCUCCAUCUUACAGAUGAAUGAAUGAAGGAACAGUGAUUUGUGCAUGUAUUUCGUUUUGUGGUUUCCUGCUUACAGAUACACAGAAGCUACAGAGCAAAUCGGUCAAAGACUUCACAUACUGUCUUAUUAUCUUCCUUUGUUAGUUGCCUUAUAACGAUUCUGCCAUAUGUAUUAAAAGUAUCUGAAAAUGAAAUUAUGAAUCUUGGCAUUCAUAGUGUAUGUAGCAAUAAUGAUACGCAUUAGCAUUAGCAGUUCUUCAUUUUUUUAAACAGUGUUUGAAAAACAUUAUAGUCUGUUUGUAUGUAUCGUGAAACUAAUCUAUAUUGAUAUUUCCAUUUAGUGAUGUGAUCUCUAUUGAAUAAUCCGUACUGAUGUAAUGAUCCGCGUAACAGGUGCAAAUAAUGGCCCAGUUUCUAAGCUGUACCUUGUACAAGUUGUCACUGAAAGGUUUCAUAAACUGCAAGGCCUAAGUUUAACUUGUAAUAACGCAUGCUGUCUAGUUUCAUGGGUUUCCCCAUAUGUUCUUCGCUCUUUAACUGUAUCACUGGCUUAACUUUAACUCAUAAUCACCUGACUCGGGUUGACUGGUACGUUUGAUUCUUCUAGCUGGCACAGUUUGAAAUAAAAAAAAUGAGUUUUGA
Molecule: messenger RNA, 3643 nt
Organism: Pomacea canaliculata
Lineage: Eukaryota; Metazoa; Mollusca; Gastropoda; Architaenioglossa; Ampullariidae
Exons: 5
Coding region: 126-2201 (691 amino acids)
Source: RefSeq, a predicted model, not a curated record